This is a messenger RNA of Botrytis deweyae, 966 nucleotides long. RefSeq lists its product as uncharacterized. The transcript is spliced from 7 exons. The record is from RefSeq and is a predicted model, not a curated record. NCBI's taxonomy places the organism in Eukaryota, Fungi, Ascomycota, Leotiomycetes, Helotiales, Sclerotiniaceae. The coding region runs from base 1 to 966 and encodes 321 amino acids.
AUGCCCCAGAGUCAACAGCCAAUCAUAUGGGGGUUGGGCAUCUCUUUCUCCAUCGUUGCUAUUGCGGCCGUCGUGCUUCGAUUUUGGGCUCGCCGAAUCAAAGGCCAAAAAUUGGGAUCUGAUGACUGGACCAUUCUGGUAGCUCUGAUACUCGGGCUUUCUGUAACAAUAGAUAUGCUUAUUAUGACCCAGCUCGGCGGUCUUGGUAGUCACUCAGAAUUCAAUGCCGAUGGAACCCCUCUCAAUCCUAAGGCUGCUAUAAUCCUCGCUAAGACAAUAUACGCGCUUGAGCUACUUACAUGGCCUGCGGUGGGACUGACUAAAAUCAGCGUUCUUCUGAUGUACAAACGUAUUUUUAGCACUCCAAGAUUCCAGAUAGUGACCUGGAUAAUGAUCGGAGUCAACGUCGCCUGGAUCUUAACAUUUACAUUUGCGCUUAUGUUCUCGUGCUUGCCAAUUGCGGGGCCAUGGACGGGGACAGAGUAUAAAUGUGUCAAUCAAGAGAUUCUAUUUACCGUCGCUUUGGCGACAGAUGUCGCCACAGACUUUUUGGUACUAUUCUUACCGGCAUAUGAAGUUAAGAAGUUACAGAUGCCUCUUUCACGAAAGAUCCUAAUCAUAGGCAUCUUCUGUCUGGGUGGUUUGGUUAGCAUCGUCGGCGUCGUUCGAAUUCACUUUUUGACCACAAUCUAUGCCUUCCUAUAUUCCAGUCAUACCCAGCCGGAUAUCACAUGGCUCUAUGCGCCAACCUACUACUGGACCAUCAUUGAAACCAAUGUCGGUGUCUUAAGCGCAUGUCUUCCCACACUCCGUCCAAUCCUAGAGCGUGUCACAUAUAGCCGCCAAUUUUCACAACUUACCCAUCUUUUCUCCUCAUCGAGCACUAAGACAGGCGAUAUCCGUCUUGGUUCCGUUGAAGACUUAAAUUCGAACAAGAGACCCAGUGAAAGGGUCAGCUCCGUGUAA